UACGCGAACGGAACGGACGUGCGUGCCCGUACUUCGUGGCCCAAAAACUCAUCGUUUCAGUGUUGUAGCGUUUGUUCAUCUUGACUGCUGCUGCUGUACCGUGUUAUACUCUGUUUUCACCCGGAGCGCAGGAAGCAAAAAGGGACCUGGUAGAAAGAUGUUCGCCUCACCGUGUCUACUCUAACGGGUGCGUGUGUGUAUACAGUCAGUUUCUUCAGGAAUCUUCUCGCACGGCCGGCGGUAGCAUUCUCGUCCUCUACACACGGUGCAAAGUGCGUCAGCAGCAGGAGAAAUAUCUUGAAGCAUUUUUAAAAAACAUAACUAGUAGAAGACCCCAUCCUGUGUGAAAAGUGUGUCCCAUGUGUAUGGUGCAAUAGUGAUUGCGAAACCCCCUCCCAACCCCUUCCUACCCCUUACGCUGGGGGGAAGGUUCACCGUAUCCGUGGCCGUCGUGUGUCUUUUUUUCCGUGAUUUGUUUGAACGCGCAGUAGUAGUCGUGGUGGAUAAAUGGUCUUCGUUCGGUCCUCUCGAUCAAAGCAAUCCGUGCGCGUGUAGGUGGCUGUCUGUGUGGGGCAGUGUAUUGUUGUGUACAGUGCGUUUUGGGGUGGUGAAGUGUGCAUCUGAAGUUCAGAGGUGGCUCGAAAAAAAAAGUUUGCAAAAGCUGUGAAUUAAAAGGGUGAAAAUUUGGUGUUGUUUUGUCCCCACCGAAGGGUGAAAAUAGUAAGCGUGUGAAAACAUCCCGGUUUUCCGGUUCGAUUUAAUUUCGUGCGAUCCCGAGUGCGGGUGGAUUACGCGUCGUUUGCGCCGCUGCAAGAGCGAACACCACCAUGGCCCGGCUUAUGCUGGUGUGGCUCGCCCUGUGCGCCGCCACCGUCCCUGGCAGCGAAUCGGCCGUGCCGCCGUCGGCCUGGUCGUCGCGGGUGCACCGAACGGCCCGGGAUACGAUGGGCGAUGGGCGGGACCACCAUGCCGCCGCCCAGCCCCGCUCGAUGCUGUCCUGCGACCGUGUCAACAACUUCUUCUCCUCCAUCAAUGUAACCGUCAGUCAAGGAUCACAGCACGACCAAGGCCCGGUGUGCGGCGGUAUCUGCUGCGAUGCCGAGACCGAACGACAGCUGCAGGCGAAGGCGACGAAAACCUUCGAACGACUAGUCAAACACCACAUCCGAAGCCAGCGGGGACUCUGGGAGUCGGCUGCUAAUGUGUACAAAGACUAUCUGCUGCAGCUGCUGCAACAGUCGGAAAACAAAACGCUCAACCUGUUCUCGACCGUCUACCGCAAGAUGUCGCCGCUGUCCCGCGAGCCGAUCCGCGAGCUGUACGAAACCAUCCGCCAGAAGCUGCUGGCCGACCAUGCCGGGGACGAUUUCGAGAUUAUGACGAUUCUCUUCUUCCGCGAUCUGUUCCCGGUCGCGUACCACCACGCGAUCCACUCGGACGUCCACGGUACGGAGCGGGGCCGCCCGGCCAGCGCCGGCAACAGCAAUCGGGACUUUCACAGCGACUACAAGAACUGUCUGGUGCACACGUACGACGAUCUGAAACCGUUCGGCAUGGUGCCGCAGGAACUGUCCAGCUCGCUCGUGUCCUCCGUCAGUGCCGCGUCCGUGCUGCUGCGCGCCCUGCGCGAAGGGGCCGAGGUGCUGCUGAAGCUCGAGGAGGUGGGCGUGUCUGCGCCGAGCUGCCGGCAGGCGCUGCUACGCAUGAACUACUGCGGAAGCUGCAAGCGGUACAACCAUCUGCACGCCAAACCGUGCGCCGGCCUGUGCCAGAAUGUGAUGCGGGGCUGUCUAAUCGAGUUCGUUGGCGCACUGAACAAGGGCUGGUCGACGCUGACGGAGGCGAUCGUACCGCUGAUCGGAACCGUCCGCUCGGUCGACGGCAUCGAGACGGACAUCAAAUCCCUGGACGGUAAACUGUCGAACGCCAUCAUGCACGCGAUGCAAAAUGGACCUCAGCUUGAAAAACAGGUCGAACAAGCUUGCGGCGUACCGUCGAUGAUGCCAUCCGAAUAUCUGGCCGACGGAUCGUACGACGAUGCACCGCAGACGCUGGCGGGCAGCAGCAAGUGGCCGCUCGCACCGAACAACGAGAUGCUCCAGUUCGAGAUGACGAUCGACAAGAACAAGGAUCUGUUCAUUCAGCUCUCUACGACGCUGUGCGAAGAUGAAGACUACCACCCGACGGACGAGGACUGCUGGACGGGCAGCAGCCUGAGCGACUACACCCAGCAAGUGGUGACGACGAUCGGCGACCGGUACAACCCGGAGGUGGUGUACAAUGCGAGCGCGACCGUCUCGCCCCACAUGCAGACGCUCGUCGAUCGGCUCAUCAAUCUCAAGACGGCGGUGAACAAAGCGUACUCAUCCAAUACGUUCAGAAGUGACGUAGACAAGAUGCAGUCCGACAUGGCGGAAGGUUCGGGCGAUUCGUACCCCUCCGACGACGAUGAGGAUGGCGAUCUGGCCUCGGGUUCCGGUGACGACGUCAACCCGCGCACCAUUUUCAGAGACAAUCCCAACGUCACGCCCAGCCACACCGAUGUUAGCGCCGCGAAACGAAUCUCGACCAGCUCCUGCUGGAGCUUAAUCACCGUGGUUGCCGUGUGCCUGCAGGUGCUACUGCUCAGCAACGACUUCUGCGGCCACUGAGGGACUGUUGGCGCGCACACACAUACACACACACACCCGUCCUCCUGUCCCUGCUCUGGAUUAACACGACACACCCUUCGAGAAGCAAGCGUAAGAAAGAGUGUAGCAUGAAAAUACGAAAUAUGGCUGCGAAAUACUACGUACACACUGCUGCGGCGUACACACGAUCUUCCUCGAGCCGGCGCAACGCAACCCAGUUCAGGCGGAAAGGUCGUCAAUUAAGUACCGAAAGGCGUGUGUUUGGCGUGUUCCCCCUUGCGUGUGCUGACAACCGAUUUAUAGUCAAUGCAUUAGUAUUCCCGCAGCCCGUCUUGGUGUGGGACGGCCGUGUGAUACCCUUCGGAGUCACUGCAAUCGCAAGGAUAAGUCAUGCACGGUCUGUUUUACUAUUUGAUGUUUCAUUCUUUUCUGUGUCACUCGUUAAGUCAACUGUUAGGAGAGCGGGAACGAAACGAAAUUCAGCUUUGAUAGUGGGCAGCUUUCCUAUUACUACGAUGGUUGGGGUUUGUUUCGUGUUACUAGCAUUGGAAUUCAGCACCAGAGGUGCUUCCGGUUGAUCAUACCCCGGCAGCUAUACGCGAAAAGGCCCAGCUUCUUUUAUUUUUAUGAUGUGUGUGUGUGUUUGUGUAUACACACGGUGCAGCUAAACAGGCUGCUCAGCAAAUCUCAAACCGAAAGAUCACGUUUCGAAACUUGAUCUCUCGUGGACGUGUCAUGGUGGGGUUUUGUUUGUAGGAUUUCAGAAGUCAUUCGAGCCAACCGAUAACACAAAGAGAGGGGGCGUAAGUGUAGUGCGCUCUAUUGGUUUAAUGCCGUGAUGAUUCUUCCACUGUCAUUUAUUUAAUUCGAAAAUGUGUUUUUUUUAUUGCGUAGAAAUCAAGAUUUGUUUUCAAACCCCUUGUCAGUCAUUGGAUCAUUCUGCACGACGUUCCAUUUCGUCUAUUUCUCUCUUACUCUCUCUCUCUUUCUCUCUCUCUCUCUUUCUCUAUCUCUCUAUCAUCUCUUCUCAAACGAGUAUGUCUACUUUAAUUAGUCGUUAACAAAAAAAAAAAACAAGAAAAGCAGAUCAAUAUCGUAGCUAGACCAUUAUCAAAAAACCGAAUUAAAAAGCAAAGCAAAAAAAAAUCACAAAAACAAACUCAUCCUAGAAUCACGAUAUGAUCAUCUUAUCUUUCUACUAAUCCAUACUAAAAGAAACAUGGAAUAAAAAGAUGAAUAAGGAAAUGCGUGCAGAUUUAAGCAGCAGGAAUGGAAGAAUCGAAUCGGUCAUGAAAACAUUAUGUAAAUAAUUAACUUAAAAUCAAUCACCUAGCCUGCUACCGUACCGAAACUGUAGCGGGCAAACGGGAUGCAAACAACAGUUAUAACCAAGAUUUAAAAAAAAAGAAGCAUGAAGAAGUGGAAGAAGCAGUUUUUUUAUCGUUUCAAAAUAGGAACAUAGAAUCAAGCCCGCAAGAAAACAACCUACGCAUGGAUUCUUAAACACUAGUUAACAAAUUCUUCUACACGCACCGCACAUCCACUCGCAAGACACUUUGUUGACGCCGUGCCAGUGUGCCAGACGGUGUAUCAGAACACGGGAACACUCUCAGUCCCUGAUAUUGUGUUGCUUUCGGUAGUGUCGGACGAGCAACUGAUAUCACGCGGACGUAACGAAGAGCAGUAUGAAUUUCCCCGAAUCGUUGCAAACGAGUCGAGUUUUGGCAUGCGAGUUGCAUACUGUUAGGCGGCAUUGUUACCGCUUUCGAAAGCGUGUGCCAUUUGCAGCACAAAAGUAGCUCCUUUUCGUAGCACGCCUAUCGGCAUGGUAUGUGGCAUUAUCAAGUUAAAAUGUGCUCUGCCUAGUUCAUGGCUGCUGUAUUUUUUGUAUUUUUUUAUUUACAAACGCAUUAUUACUCAAUUUCAAUCAGACACAUGGUACGUAUGGUAAGCCACUGUACGCUGUAUCAUAGAGAGCCGAUCGAACUGAAAAUAAUGCCAAUAUUUUUUUCUUUCUUUCAAAAUCAUUCGAUCAAGUCCAGAAACAAAAGUGUACAUUUUUGAGUGUGUAUGUGCGAAGGUUGUUUUUUUUUUGUUUGUUGUGUUUUGGUGCGCAGGUGUUGUCAAAUGCGGAAAUGUUGUUUUUGCGAUAGAACGUGCGCGAGAAGGAAUGAUUCGUUGUACAGUAGUGAUGGUACGGUAUGGUUUGUUGCGCCCAAGCGUGAAAAUAGAACGUUGGGAGAGGGAUGCAAUCACCAUAUAAUGAAGAAGAAGAUUGCCCCCACCACAGUCGUGGUUGUGUGGUUAUCUGUGUGUAUGUGUGUGUGAAACGAGCCGGAAGUCGUUACGCAAUAGAGAGACAAACACAGAGACAAAUUAAAAGCAAAAGCAAAAAGUAAUAGUAGGAAAAAACGGUCAACUGUGAAGUGUAGUAGCGCACGGAAUGCUAACCCAAUUGUUUGAACUAUCUGUGAUUGUGGGAAAAGAAGAUGGAGAGUUAAGCAAAGAUGAAUACAAUCCGGUAUGCGAAAGAGAGCGAGAAAGAGAGGAAGAGAGAAAAUAGGAAUGUGUGUGUUUGUGUGUGGCUUUGGCGAGUGUGUUUGGUGAUCUUCGGUUUCUGGAAGCUGUAGGCAGGUGUGCAAAAUUAGAGAGUGUGCAAAAUUUAAUUUAUUGUUAGUAGAUUGUUGUUUACACGGGCCUACUUACUGCUACUACUACUACUAAUACUACUACUGCUACUACUACGACUACAAGCGUGGGAAAAAGGGAAAGCGGACAAAGGGGGGGGCAGAAUCAUACGCAGUCUGAUCCGUAACGCUCCGUAACGCGUCCAAACUUUUAACAGUUUGGUGCAAGGGAACGAAAAGCGAAGGGAAAUGUUUAAAUUAACACAUAGUUUACACCGCACACACUUGCACAGAAAGCGAUUGAGAGAGAAAAAAAAGAGAGAAAAAGAGAGAGAGAGUGGAAUUGUUCUCGUUUCCAGAACCAGACCGAUCCAGACAGAACGACCUCUUGGGAAAGGGUGUGCGAAAAGGGAAGCGUAAUCUUAUGGUGCCAUGCAUGAACCCCUUUUACUUCCGUGCGUUGAAAAGAGAAAAAAAAUAUAGCAAAAAAGGGGGUUUUGUUGUCAAAGUAACAAACAUGUCAAAACUCAUCCGCCAAACGUACGCGGAGGGGAGAGUACUUGAAACCAAUGGGGAGGAAAAACACAAACUUGCGGAAGAAGAAACGGAUCGAAAAACGGAAAGGAAUGCAAACAACAACAACAACAACAACAGCAACAACAACAGGUAGCAUUAACAUUCAAAUGCUAAUUCCACUUCCAGUGAUAUAUCUUAGAUUUAGGAUUUUUUGUUUGAUUGUUUGUUUGCAAUUAUAUAUUAUGUUUCUGUAGUAUUCUUUUAACAGUGCAUGUGUUGAUUUUCUCUGUCCCCUUCAAACACCUCCCCCCCCCCCACCCCCUUUAGCCACGGUUCGGUAGCAAAGAAAUCAGUCUUCAAAAUUCGAGUCAUAAUUUGUAAAGAAAAAAAAAUCCCUCUUACGGAAACUAAUUUAAAAACGAAAAUUACCUUCCGAAUCGCUAAAUGAGGGGGUGACAGUGUUUUCCCUUUCCCUCAUCCCGUCUCGUAAGCGUACAGCGCUUCCUGUAGUUCUAAAUUUUCAACGCUUGCGCACGCGCUGGAACAAAAUUCGAAAUCCGUGGUAAACAUGCAAACAGGGAGCGGGGAAAAAAAGCUUUCAAAGCCCUUAAAGCUUGCAAUCGGUUUAGCUAUGCAGGUGCAGGCUUCGUGGACAAGGCAAAACUUACCAAACAUCCCUCCUCCUUACCUACUCCCUCCACUCCCCCCCAUACGACUUCAUCCCGACGACGGAGGAAGUUGUACGGCAAAAUUAUUACCAUUAUAAGUGUUAAAAAAAACUUGUUCGGAGAGCGAACAGGAGAAAUGAAAGUGGGGCGAAAAUCAACAAAAAACGCGAUAACGAAAGUGGAAGUGUGCAGUGAAGCAAAACAGAGUGGAAAAAAGCGCAAUUUAUUUUGUAUUUAUCUAAUAAAUACAGUUCAAACACAGGAAGUAAAAAAAAAAUGGAAACAAGAAAAAGAAACGGUAAAUUAAUUAAACUAAGCGCAUGAGUAAAUAAGGUAGAAUCUAGGAUGGUAAUAUAUAUAUAAAAAAAAGUAUAUAUAUUAAAGAAUAGUUUUGAAAGCACGCAACUUGUUGGAAACGAAGCGGUGGCGUAGCGGAGAAGAAAAAGGCGCGACAGGAUCAUGGAUCGGAAAAUUUGCAAUCCACACACAUCCUACAACAGUCCCGUGUGCCGUGUGUGAACGCGCAAUGCGAGCGUAAUAAUGUGUAUUAUAUGUAGGCAAAUAGGAUAUGAAGGGUUUUGUUUUCUGUUUUAUUUUUCCUUUUCUUCGUCGUCGUUGUCGUCGAAAAGCAGGCAAGAAGUAAACAGAAUGAAACGCACCUAGAAAAGUGAUUCAGCGAAGCAGGACAAUGUGCUAACCAAUAGCAAUAGGGAACGAAUUGAAACAAAAACGGAAGAAGCAACCUCACAAUACAACCUCCUCACAAGCGCACACAUACACAAAUGCAGGAAAAAUAGACGGGCCCUCCUUCCCCCUAGGCAGGCACAAUCGAUGAUCGAUGAGUGCGUGUUAAAUGAUGAGUCCUCCUACUCCACUUGAAUUGAUUUGCUUCUCCCCAUCUGCACCCCCCGUCUCUCGGUGCGAGAUAAAAUCGGUGCAAAUGAGAGCGAAAUAGAGAGGGAGAGAGAGGGUGUGGGUAAAAAGCAAAAAAUGAAUAAACGCACUGGACAACGCAUAAAUGAACAAAAAAUAUAUACACAAACACAAGGAAGUGAAAUAGCCAUCGAGCGGUAGGGAAACGUUUUGCUGAAAAAUUGAACCCCUCCAGCUGCAAAGCAGGAAAGUAACACAAACACACUGCAAAAAAAAAAGAAAAAUAGAAUUGCAACAAAAACAACCCGUCAAACCAACCGAUACUGUGCAUAAGGAAAGAGAGGAAACAAUAAACAUAUUAUUCUGAACGAAUAACAAAAUAAAACGGCGUGUUGUGUUUUUCUUAUUGUAGCGGCUUGUUUUGUGCCAUCAUUUCCACGAUUUUUUGGUGAGGCGGGGGGUUAAACUGUCCUGUCCCCUGGCAGGUGCACCGGCUGGAUUCGUAUCCAAACUGCAGGUAAUUCAUUUUUAACUAUUAUUGCAUCAUUGUGUUUGUGUGUUUUCCCUUUCCCUCAUCCCGUCUCGUAAGCGUACAGCGCUUCCUGUAGUUCUAAAUUUUCAACGCUUGCGCACGCGCUGGAACAAAAUUCGAAAUCCGUGGUAAACAUGCAAACAGGGAGCGGG
Anopheles merus is the source of this 7998-nucleotide messenger RNA. It is a transcript of the gene dally, whose product is annotated as division abnormally delayed protein. Gene Ontology annotation, cellular component: plasma membrane; cell surface; extracellular region. The coding region runs from base 828 to 2651 and encodes 607 amino acids. The record is from RefSeq and is a predicted model, not a curated record. The transcript is spliced from 9 exons. NCBI's taxonomy places the organism in Eukaryota, Metazoa, Arthropoda, Insecta, Diptera, Culicidae. Gene Ontology annotation, biological process: regulation of protein localization to membrane; positive regulation of canonical Wnt signaling pathway; cell migration.